AUGAAGGGUGGCCGAUUACACCGCCCGGAGCCCCCGGGAUCCCACGCCUCCGCAGCCCCGGCCGCGGCCGCGCCCGCCCCCACGCCCGCCGACGACUGGGUGGACGGCUCCUGGACGGUGGACUGCUCGUGCGGCGUCACCUUCGACGACGGCGAGGAGAUGGUGAGCUGCGACGACUGCAACGUGUGGGUGCACACGCGGUGCGCGCGCUACCUCCGCGGCGUGCACGCCUCCUUCUCCUGCCACAACUGCAGGCGCAAGCGGUCCGCCGACGAGACCGAGGUCGCCGAGCUGCUCGCCGAGCUGCCCACCCACCGCCCGCCGCCGCUCUACCGCCGGUGGGCCGAGGUGCCGCUCCCCGCCCGCGUCCACGUCCACGGAGGGACCGACGCCGCCCUCUUCCGCGGAUCCCCGUCCUCCCCCGCCUUCUCCGCCGCGCUCUGGCGCUGCGCCGGCUACGUCCCCAAGAAAUUCGGCUUCCGCUACUGCGAGUUCCCCUCCUGGGCCGAAGACAAGGACGGCGCCGACACCCUUUUCGCGCUCGCCAGAGAGAAGCGGAAGGAGACGGCGCCGGCAACCAGAUUCACCCUCUCCCUUGCAAAUAAUAACGCUCAAACCCUAACCAAGAAGGCCGAAGGCAGUCCGCACGCAGGCGGCGCUGGCGGUACAAAGGAAGUUCCUCCUCGGACUGAUGCUAAGACGAAAGGAGCAUCCAAGAUCACUGGACAUGCUGAUACACGGGAUCAUCCGAAAGGGGAUCUUAACAUGCCUGAUGUUAUGCAUAAGGAUCAGUUUGCCGACACAAGCAUGGCCAAUUCUGAUUCUCAAGAAGUUGCUGAAGCCAGUAGGAAGGCAAAGGAAUCCUUGGAACCGAGCGGGGAGAAGAAGAGUUCCGAGGGAAAUCCAAGGAUGCUGAUAAUGGAAGAACCCGAGGAGUCCAUGAGACUGGAGAUCUCUUCUGGAGUUAGAACUACAUCAACUGUGGCAGAACAAGAAGUGCACUCACGGUUUGUCAAGGCAGAGGUUAACUCGUGUAGGAAACAAAUUGAAGGAAGUCAAAAUGUGGGCUUACAAUCCGGCAUAAUUGAUGCAGUUGCGGAAAUGGAUGGAGAUAUGCGAAUCCAUGCUGGUUCUGUGAAAGUGCAUGACGGGCCGUGUCUUCAGAAGCAAUCAAAUCAAGCUUCUUCAAAUCUGCAGGAUCAUGAGAGAACAAAGGCUACCCAGUCCAUUAAAGAUGAGCAUAGGAGUGAUACACAAGGUCAAGGGGUCAAUACAGGUUCUUUAACCGCUCAAAGAAAUUCAGCCAGGUCACACUCUGAUUCAGGCUCUGACCUUCCAAGUUCCGAGACAAAAAAUCAGAUGCACACAGUACCUGAACAAAACUCAGUUCCAGGUGCUCAGAAAGUUUGUACAGUGUCUUCUGGUCCUACCUAUUCCCAGAUAUCGCCCUCUUCAGUAUCAGCAGAGCCAUCAUCAGUAGGGAAGACUGGCCGUUUAAUGAAAAAGGAAGACACAAGGUUGGUUGCUCCUGCUGAUAUCAAACAUGAGUCUGCAAAGCAUUCUGCAGAGAGUUCCAAGGAAUUUAGUAGGCCCUCUGAGAAAGUUCAACCGAAAGGCUCUCUUUCUUCUGCAUCAAAAUCAUCUCAAACAAUCAGAUCAUCUGUACCUUCAGCCAAACAUAGAGUACCGUUAUCAAAGGAGCAGACACACAAGACACCUAUGACAGGAGGCACCCCAGCAAGAUCAUUCCAUGGUGAAGUGACACCAUCACAUUCUCGUAAUAAGGCAAUGCCUUCUAACUUACCCCAGAAAAAAGAUAAGGUACACCACCGCUUUGUUCAUGUUACACAAGAUGGGUCUACUAAUUCAACAUCAACUGAGUUGCGAGCCUCUGAUGGGACAGCUUCAUUGAGCGAUGAACAGCUUGCGUUGUUAUUACAUCAACAAUUAAACAGCUCCCCCAGAGUACCAAGGGUGCCACGUGGCCAUCAAACAGGUAGCAUGCAGAUGCUACAUCAAACUGGAGCCAGUGUAUUCUCAAAGCGGUCUUCAGCACAUGGAGGAAAGGAUCAAACACCGGUGUUAAAGAAGAGACACAAAGAUGAUAUUGCAUUGAGGGAUAAUGAUGACAGCAAGAGGUCAGGAAAGGUGUCUCUUGUCGAACGGAGGCAUAGAGAUUAUAGCACCGAGCAUACUCCUUCUGUGAAGGACUCAUGCAAAUUAGCUGACAAUGUAGCAUUGGAAGAGCAAAAUCAUGGUACGUGUUCAGACGAAGCUACCACUGGGAUAGCAAAGGACGAUCUGGUGGAUAGUGGUCUUCCACGCAGUUUACCUGGAUUCAUUGAUGAAAUCAUCAGCAGGAACAGAAAUAUAACAUACGGAGAACUAUGUGAUGCUAUCGGUGAGCGUUGGAGGGAUUUCGUUAAACCCAAAGGAGAGGAUUAUGCAUAUUCCAGCUUUUUACAUGCUGUUGAUGAAUGUCUCAGGACAAAGAGCGAGUGGGCUCACCUUGUUUGCCAGGCUCCAAAGGCGAAUCCAAAUAAGCGCCGUAAGGUGGAGAGCGAAUCUUUGUCGGCUGAUGCAAUGGAAACAGAGAAGGCGAGAAACAUGUCUGAAAGAUACCCAGGAGAAGAGGGUAGCUCUGAGUCGCAACAAGGUCUGCCUAGGGGCAAACGAAAGGGUUGGAAACGCUCCCAUCAUGAAACGAAAGCUUCAAGUGACAAGAACACGAGGAAGAGGCCGAACCUCAAUUCAUCCUCGGAGGAUACUGCUGCCUCCUUGUCUGCUUCCAGUAGCAACCCUAUGGAUGACGAGAGCCAAGAUAACUCUUCUGGUGGUGACAGGCAACCAAACUCUGCAGAUUCAGGCUCAUAGGGCGGUGCUGGUGCAGUGCCAUUUGCAAAUACAGAGUGCAUCUAACUGAUAGAGGAAACCAUCGGAUUUCCUUUAUGCCUCUCAGAAUGCGAUGGACCAUUUGCUCGUGCUGAGGUUCAGAGAAGCCGCCGCCUGGUACACCUUUCCCUUAACCGGAGCAUAUGUAACAGUAGAGUAAUCUAGAGUUUCCAUUUCCUCCCAACAGAUUCGACGCAGGUCAUUUUGCUUAGCUAGUGUCUUGAGUGUGCAUUUUGCAAGGACAUGAGCAUAUGCCCACAAAUAAAUAAAGUAGUAGGCAAUCUGUACA
Lolium rigidum is the source of this 3181-nucleotide messenger RNA. RefSeq lists its product as uncharacterized. The coding region runs from base 1 to 2874 and encodes 957 amino acids. The transcript has 10 exons. The record is from RefSeq and is a predicted model, not a curated record. Lineage: Eukaryota; Viridiplantae; Streptophyta; Magnoliopsida; Poales; Poaceae.